AUGUCUGCCGCAGCAACUCUUCCUCCCGGGAAUAAAAACAUGAACUGGGCCGACGAAGAUGGCGAUGAGGGUCCUCAGGUGGAAACACGCGAUGAGGGCAAUGGCGUGCAAGUAAUUACUGAGUAUCGCACGAAUGCCGAUGGCAAGAAAGUCAAGGUCACGCGCCGCAUCAAGCGUACGCUCACCAGUACGAAGGUGAACCAUGAUGCCGCUGAGCGCAAGUCCUGGUCCAAAUUUGGUCUGGAGAAAGGGGCUCAGCCGGGUCCUCAUUCGGGUACCACCUCAAUUGGUGCCAAUGUUCAAAUUAAGCUGACGGCUGGUGCCCAGAAGGAGCCCGAGCCUGAUCCUACAGAGGCUAUGCGCGAGAAGCUAGCCAACAAGCGUGUUCAAUGUCGUCUUUGCAAGGGCGACCAUUACACUGCCCGCUGCCCUUACCGCGACACACUCGAGGCCAUUCCCGGCGCUGGUGGCGAUGUGCCGGACACAGAGGCCGUCGCUGCUGCUGCUGCGGCAGGCCUUUCUCUUUCCAGUGAUCCUGUUGCUGCUGCUGCUGCGGCGGCCAAAAUCAACCCUGCUGCUUCCCCGAUUGGUGCUGGUGGUGCUGCGCCUGGCAAGUACAAGCCUCCCAGCUUGCGCUCGGGAGCCGUGCCGUCGGCCGGUAUCGGUGGGCCCGUGCAGCGCGACGAAUAUACCACUCUGCGUGUCACCAACUUGAGCGAAGAUGUGGAAGAAGAGGAUCUGCGCGACUUGUUCCGACGCUAUGGCCGUGUUACGCGUAUCUUUGUCGGCCGCGAUCGUGAGACAGGUGCAUGCAAGGGCUUUGCAUAUGUCAACUUUGAAGACCGGGCGUCGGCGGACCUGGCGCGACAGAAGCUGGACGGAUACCCAUACAGCAACCUUAUUCUCAGUUGCCAGUGGUCGCAGCCGCGGGGCGAGCGCCCGCAUUGA
This is a messenger RNA of Malassezia sympodialis ATCC 42132, 948 nucleotides long. RefSeq names its product eukaryotic translation initiation factor 3 subunit G. Gene Ontology annotation, molecular function: RNA binding; translation initiation factor activity. Gene Ontology annotation, cellular component: eukaryotic translation initiation factor 3 complex; cytoplasm. The record is from RefSeq and is a predicted model, not a curated record. NCBI's taxonomy places the organism in Eukaryota, Fungi, Basidiomycota, Malasseziomycetes, Malasseziales, Malasseziaceae.